Molecule: messenger RNA, 1803 nt
Organism: Nicotiana tabacum (common tobacco)
Lineage: Eukaryota; Viridiplantae; Streptophyta; Magnoliopsida; Solanales; Solanaceae
Product: vetispiradiene synthase 3
Biological process (GO): diterpenoid biosynthetic process
Molecular function (GO): magnesium ion binding; terpene synthase activity
Source: RefSeq, a predicted model, not a curated record
CCUAGAGUUUCUUUCUUCACUACAAGAAUACAAAAUUCUAACUAAUACCAAAAGUAAUUUAGCAAUGUCCCGAGGCAAUAAUAUUGUGAAGCAUGAAGAAGAAGAGAUCGUUCGCCCCGUCGCCAACUUCUCUCCUAGUCUAUGGGCUGAUCAGUUCCAUUCAUUCUCCUUUGACAAUCAAGUUGCAGAAAAAUAUGCUCAAGAGAUUGAAGUAUUGAAGGAACAAACAAGGAGCAUGUUAUUAGCUACUGGACAGAAAUUGGAUGAGACAAUGAAUUUGAUAGAUGUUAUUGAACGCCUUGGCAUUGGCUACCAUUUUGAGAAAGAGAUUGAUGAGAUUUUAGAGCAUAUUUACAAUGAAAAUACAAAUUUUGAGGGUGAUGAUUAUAAUGAUUUAUGUACUUCUGCACUUCAAUUUCGAUUGUUUAGGCAACAUGGUUACAACAUUUCUCCUGAAAUUUUCAGCAAAUUCCAAGAUGAAAAUGGCAAAUUCAAGGAGUCUCUUGCUAGUGAUGUCUUAGGAUUAUUGAGCUUGUAUGAAGCUUCAUAUGUAAGGACUCAUGCUGACGAUAUCUUAAAAGACGCACUUGCUUUCUCCACUAUCCAUCUUGAAUCUGUAGCUCCACAUUUUAAAUCUCCACUUAGGGAGCAAGUGACACAUGCCCUUGAGCAAUGUUUGCACAAGGGCGUUCCUAGACUAGAGACACGAUUCUUCAUCUCAUCAAUUUACGAGAAGGAGGAAUCAAAGAAUGACAUGUUACUUCGAUUUGCCAAAUUGGAUUUUAACUUGCUUCAGAUGUUGCACAAACAAGAACUUGCUGAAGUAUCAAGGUGGUGGAAAGAUUUGGAUUUUGUGACAACACUUCCAUAUGCUAGAGACAGGGCAGUAGAAUGUUACUUUUGGACAAUAGGAGUAUAUUUCGAGCCUCAAUAUUCUCAAGCUCGUGUCAUGCUUGCUAAGACUAUAGCGAUGAUUUCAAUCGUUGAUGACACAUUUGACGUUUAUGGUAUAGUUAAAGAACUUGACAUAUACACGGAUGCCAUACAAAGGUGGGAUGUUAGUGAAAUUGAUCGACUUCCUGAUUACAUGAAAAUCAGUUAUAAAGCUCUUUUAAAUCUUUACGACGACUAUGAAAAGGAAUUAUCCAAUUAUGGAAGAUCUAAUGUUGUCUACUAUGCGAAAGAAAGAAUGAAAGAAAUAGUAAGGAAUUAUAACGUUGAGGCGAAGUGGUUUAUUGAAGGAUAUAUGCCACCUGUCUCUGAGUACUUGAGCAACGCAUUAAUAACUAGCACUUAUUACUUGUUAACUACAACGUCCUAUUUGGCCAUGAAAUCUGUUACCAAGAAGGAUUUUGAGUGGUUAGCAAAGAACCCUAAAAUUCUUGAAGCUAAUGUAACAUUAUGCAGAGUUAUUGAUGAUAUAGCGACGUACGAGGUCGAAAAAAGUAGGGGUCAAAUUGCAACAGGAAUUGAGUGUUACAUGAGAGAUUAUGGUGUAUCUACUGAAGAAGCAAUGAAUAAAUUUCAAGAAAUGGCUGAAAUAGCAUGGAAGGAUGUAAAUGAAGGAAUUCUUAGACCAACUCCUGUCUCUACAGAGAUUUUAACUCGUAUUCUCAAUCUUUCUCGCAUGAUUGACGUCGCAUAUAAGAACAAUCAAGAUGGAUACACUCAUCCGGAGAAAGUCGUAAAGCCUCAUAUUAUUGCCCUACUUGUGGACUCCAUCAAAGUUUAAACUGCCAAUGCUGCUCAUGUUGAGAAAACAUUAUUCUCUUUUAUUGAGAAAAUAAAUAUUUGUUCGCUUUU